Racocetra persica is the source of this 635-nucleotide messenger RNA. Lineage: Eukaryota; Fungi; Glomeromycota; Glomeromycetes; Diversisporales; Gigasporaceae. The record is from the annotation of a GenBank genome assembly.
ACAAAUAAUAAUCACUCGUGCAGAAUACGUUGAUAAAUUUAUAACACCAUCAUCAGAAGAAAACCAUAAGAAACAUUUUAAGAGAACUCCUAAUAAUAGACUUUUAGAUAUGUUUGAUCUUGAUUGUAAAGCUGUUGCAUUAAAUCAUAACUAUAAUUCUUGGAAAUUUUAUCGUCAACUUUUUUCACGCGCCAUUAAGACAGCAUGUUAUUCUAACGAAACCAUUGAAACACUAAGUAAUUUAUUUGAAGAAAUGAUGGAUUUUUGGAUGAAUUUGAGAAAACCUGACGAGAAUCUAGCAAAUGUUGAGCUAUCAGCUUGGAUGCAAAGAUUUUCAAAUGAUUUAAUUUACGCAAUUACAACUGGUAAUCGUACAUUUGCGACUAAACAUUAUUAUCACAAAUUAAAAACAAACGAAGUUACAAAAGAAAUAGUGGAAUCCGAACAUGUUAUUGAAUGCAUUAAGAACUUCUAUAGUGAUGGCCAAAUGUUAUUUAUACCAAAGUUAUUAAGAUCAUUUCCUUUGAUCAAUGGUCGCAUGAAUAAAAUGAUGCAUCUGUUCGACUAUGUAUAUAAAAGAUUGGUUGAGAGAAUUAGAAAAAGAAGAAAAGAAGUUGAAAAACUUGUUAAUAGUA